AUGGCCACCAAACGCCUGGCCAGGCGGCUGGGGCUGGCGCGGAGCAGCGCCCGGGCGCGGAGCGGGGCGCGGGCGGGCGCGGGGCAGCGCUUCGCCUUCCUCAUCGUGCUGGACUUCGAGGCCACGUGCUGGGGGGAGAGGCAGCAGCGCUGGCCCGAGAUCAUCGAAUUUCCAGCAGUCCUGUUAAACACCUCAACGGGAGAGAUUGAAUCUGAGUUCCACGUGUAUGUCCAGCCUCAGGAGCAUCCUGUUCUCUCUGAAUUCUGUACAGAACUAACUGGUAUAACACAGAAUCAAGUUGAUGAAGGGGUCCCUCUCAACAUUUGCUUAUCACAAUUUAUGAAAUGGAUUCAAAAGAUACAAAGGGAGAAGAAAAUUAUAUUCAGUACAGAUACUCAGAGUAAUUUCUCUUCGGAAGCGAAAGCUUGUACCUUUGUUACUUGGACAGACUGGGACCUGGGUGUGUGUCUGCAGUACGAGUGUAAAAGGAAGCAGCUGCGAAAACCCGACAUUUUGAAUUCCUGGAUUGAUCUCAAAGCAACAUACAGGGCCUUCUAUAAUAGGAAGCCUAAAGGGCUAAAUGGAGCUUUGCAGGAUUUGGGGAUAGCUUUUGUAGGACGGGAACAUUCUGGGUUGGACGAUUCUCGGAAUACUGCUCAUCUUGCUUGGAGGCUGAUUUGUGAUGGAUGUGUGCUGAAGGUUACUAAAUCUUUGGAUAAGGCACGUCUGCAGGGUAAUUUAAUUGCCAGAACACUGGCUGGAAACUUCACUGACAAGACUCCACUGGGAAGUAAGAGCAGGCCUGAAACAUCUAGAGAUGGAACAUUGGAAACAAACUCUCUGGCUGAGAACAAAUACUCUUUUGCUGGAAACAACAUAAAUUCUAAUGCACAGACCAAGGAACAGCAGACCACUUGUAACUCAGCAGAUGUCCAUGGUGUACCCAGCAGCAGCUCAAGGACUGAAUUCCAUGCUCAAUGCCAAAGCCCUUCAGCAGCAUCUAGUGACAGAUUUCCUGUUCCUCUUGAGCUGGCACGGCCAUCUCCCAGUCCUGCACCAACAGGCAUCCAGCAGGGAUUGAGCAAUGGGCAGCUUCUGGGUACAGCCAGAUACAGCCCCCCAGUACAGGGACCAGGACUGGUGCUCGUCUCCACUACCAUCCCCUCAGUUACUGUCUCCAGUGAGGAGAUCAGUACCAGUGCUGACUGCUUGUCUCUGCUGACAGACUGGGAAGAUGUUGCUUUAAUACCAGAAUCUCAGUAUGAACAAAAUUCAGACUCUGUUCAGCUCAAGGAUGACUCGAGUACAGAUAGUUUAACAGUGUUUGAAGAAAAAACAAUUUCAAAAGAAUUGGCUGUGGCAAGUUCAGAUAAUCAGAGUUUGGAGAAAAGUGUAGUAUCCAUGGAACCUCUGAAACCUGUCAUUUACAAAAGUCCUGAUACUACAAUCUAUAAUGUAGGAACAGUGCAAAGGCAGACUUCAAAUUUUUCAGCUUUUAAGUUACCAUUUGCAAAGGGAAAUACCAUUUCAGCACUAACUGGAAAUUACUCUACUUCUUCAGAGGUUCCUAAAAGAAAGCCAACUAGUCCAAAAACAUUCCCACCAGCAAAAAAACAGUCUUUGGCUAUAUAUCAAGAGAAGACUUCAUCUUUUGAUCAUUCCUUACCUUUGAGAAGUUCGAAUUUGCCCAAAGUGUCUCCUGCCAUUCUGAACUCCACGGUCAACUUGAAUCCGCGUGUAAGAGCUGUGAGAAGUGGAAAACCAACUCCCCCUCUGUGCAACUGCGGUCGAAGAGCCAAAAAACUCUGUGUGUCAAAUGCUGGCCCAAAUCAUGGCAAAGCAUUUUUCUGUUGUCCUGUUGGCAAGCAAAACAGUAACAGAAAAGGUUGUGGAUACUUCAAGUGGGAACAUGCACUUCUCAAAGAGAAAUCUAAUGGUCUCCCCCUGAAUGCGGAUGCUUUGACACCUCUUAGAACUGUUUCUAGUAAUUUAGGAAAUUCUUCCAACAAAAGCUAUUUAUGUCUUAGACCCUCUAUGAGAACAUGAAAAUGGAUAAAAUUUUUUGUCUGAAUCUUAAACUCACUAAGUUUCAUGCUUGAUGUAAUCAGGACAGUCAAAUGAUAUUAGAUACAUGUUCUCAGAAUGGGACAAAACAGUUCUUGGUUAACACAGAUAGAAAUGGAAAUUGCUGAAGCACACAAAAAUAUCAGUAAAUCCUAAAGUAACUCAUUAAUGACGUGUGAGAGAACAGAUAAAACUGUAAUUGCUAAAAUUAAAGUAUGAGCAGCUGUUGCUACAGAUCUUAAAUUUCUGCUUUAUUAUAUAUUUUAAAUUCUUUACUAGCCUAGUCCUUAAAGACAAUUUUAAUGACACAGAUUUUAUUUGCACUUUUUUGUAAAUAUACUUGGGAUGACUAUAACUAACUUUUAAAAAUCUAUUUAGAAGUUGU
Messenger RNA from Corapipo altera (White-ruffed manakin), 2449 nucleotides. RefSeq names its product ERI1 exoribonuclease family member 2 (gene ERI2). The record is from RefSeq and is a predicted model, not a curated record. NCBI's taxonomy places the organism in Eukaryota, Metazoa, Chordata, Aves, Passeriformes, Pipridae. Gene Ontology annotation, molecular function: 3'-5'-RNA exonuclease activity; zinc ion binding; nucleic acid binding. Gene Ontology annotation, biological process: exonucleolytic trimming to generate mature 3'-end of 5.8S rRNA from tricistronic rRNA transcript (SSU-rRNA, 5.8S rRNA, LSU-rRNA). The transcript is spliced from 8 exons. Bases 1 to 2046 code for a protein of 681 amino acids.